Amphimedon queenslandica is the source of this 589-nucleotide messenger RNA. RefSeq names its product asparagine--tRNA ligase, cytoplasmic-like. Lineage: Eukaryota; Metazoa; Porifera; Demospongiae; Haplosclerida; Niphatidae. Gene Ontology annotation, molecular function: asparagine-tRNA ligase activity; ATP binding. The record is from RefSeq and is a predicted model, not a curated record. The transcript is spliced from 7 exons. The annotation marks the transcript as partial. Gene Ontology annotation, cellular component: cytoplasm. Gene Ontology annotation, biological process: asparaginyl-tRNA aminoacylation.
GCUCCAGGUGGUCACGAGUUGGUAUGUGAUUAUUGGGAGGUGGUUGGGCUCUCUCCUCCUGGUGGAGCUGAUAAUCUAGUGAAUGAGGACUCACUGGUUGAUGUCCAGUUAGACCAAAGACACAUGAUGCUUAGGGGAGACGUGUUGUCAAAGAUAUUCCGAGUUCGUUCAAUGGUGGGACAUUGUUUUCGUCAGCACUUCUUUGACAGAGGAUACAUUGAGGUAACUCCUCCCACUUUGGUGAAGACACAAGUUGAGGGCGGAGCCACUUUAUUCAAACUGGAUUAUUUUGGUGAUGAGGCUUAUCUAACCCAGUCUUCUCAGUUAUACCUUGAGACUUGCAUCCCAUCCCUGGGUGACGUGUUUUGUAUGGCACAGUCUUAUCGUGCUGAACCAUCACGAACUAGAAGACACAUUGCAGAAUACACUCAUAUUGAAGCUGAGUGUCCCUUUAUUUCAUUUGAGGAUCUCUUGGACAAAGUAGAGGACCUGGUCUGUGAUGUUGCUGAACGUCUCUCCAAGUCUCCAAUAUCAAGCAACUAGAGAUGUUGCUAGCAAAUAAAAUGAUACGUAACAAUGAGAACCAGUA